GUUUCUUAGUGAUGAUGCUAGAGCCAUGCUUUUGAUUCAAGGAUUAAAGUUACCUGAUUACCUUUUACCAACUUAUUAUGACGCUGAUGUUGAAAUGAAUGAACAAUGGUACUUGGAGGUUCUUGAACCACUUCAAAUCAUUGAUGAAACCAUUGUUAACUUCAAAAUUACACCAUCAAACACUUGGCAUAAUUUAGCACGACAUAAUUAUAAUGCAUCAUCUUUUAACAUCACCAUACCAUCAGCAAGUAAUGAAACAGGGUCAUCAAAAAUAUCACAAUACAGAACUGAAGAAAAACAAAAAAUAAAAGCAGCAUGGUGUCCAACAUUGAGUAUCGAAUUUUUCAAGAUUUUUUUAACAGCGGGAAUAAAACUUGAUUUAUUGGAUCUUCAAUUUCAACAAUGUUAUAGUAUGAAGAAUGUAGAUUAUCUUGGAGUUAUACCAAGGUUACCUAACGCCAAAAUUUGUUUAUCAAAUCUUGUAGAAUUCAUGCCUAAAGGAGUUGAUGAUGAAACAUAUCAAGAAUAUUAUUCCAAAAUUUGUAAAAAAAUAAAAAAAUUAAAACUUCAAGAUUUGAAUACUGGUAACCUUGGAGCAAUUUCAUUAAUAACAUCACAAUUUUCCUUGGAACAUAUAGUAAUUUCCAAUUAUUCAUCAUAUAUGGCUGGAAAUGCUAUUCAUAAAAUAUUCGCAGCUUUGGAGUCUCAAGCACCUCAUUUGAAAUCGAUAAUUAUAAAAAAUUCAUUUAUUCAAGAUAAUCAUGUACCAUCAAAAGUAUUUUGUUGGCCGGAAUUAGAAGAGUUGAGGAUUGAAAAUAGUGAUCAAAAUUUGGUAAAAAUGCCACUUGGUGUGGGACCAUUUCCAAAAUUAAAAAAGAUUUUUAUUGGUCAACAAUUUAUUCCAGUAGAUCUUGAACAGUUACUUAAAAAUACAUUAAAACAAGAUGAAAAUAAUAAUGAAGAUAAUAACGAAAAUAAGGGGGGAUCUAAUGAUGAAGGAUAUGUAUAUGAAUCACCAUUAACACAUAUUAAUUUAAAUAUUCAAAUUCAUUCAGUAGAAUUAUCCACAAUUUUACGAACCAUAGCCACAUUUUGUAGUCAAAAUUUAAUUCAUUUUGAAUCGACCAUUGAUUUUCACUCGAUCCCAUUACUUUUUAAUCUUUUAAAAUCAUGUCCAAAAUUAGAAACACUUUCUAUAUGGAACCCAUUUUUUAAUCAAUAUACAGAUGAUGAUUAUCGUAUGUUGGUUAAUUACUUUCCAAAAACGUUAAAAACGUUUAUUAUUACAAUGUAUAAAGAUAUUUCUUAUUCGAGCUUAAAAAUUUUGUUAAAAGAAAUGUCGGUAAAACUUGAUGUAUUGGAUUUUGGAAGUUGUAAGAAGCUUGAUCCCAAAACCGUUGAAAUCAUUGGCGAAUGUGCAAAAGAAAAUUUAUUGAAUAUGCCAAGAAAAAUAAUAUUUAAUAAGAAUAAUUUCGAAUUUUGGUGCCUUGAAUUUCAAGAAAAAUUUUUGGAAUUACAAUCUAUGGGUGUUAGGUUGUGUGAAUAUCAUGAUGAUGCGAGAAGUGAGAAUGAGAUUUAUUUUAUUUGUGAUUAA
This is a messenger RNA of Racocetra fulgida, 1594 nucleotides long. Lineage: Eukaryota; Fungi; Glomeromycota; Glomeromycetes; Diversisporales; Gigasporaceae. The record is from the annotation of a GenBank genome assembly.